Scomber japonicus (chub mackerel) is the source of this 927-nucleotide messenger RNA. Its product is annotated as CAAX prenyl protease 2-like. The coding region runs from base 1 to 927 and encodes 308 amino acids. Gene Ontology annotation, biological process: CAAX-box protein processing. NCBI's taxonomy places the organism in Eukaryota, Metazoa, Chordata, Actinopteri, Scombriformes, Scombridae. The transcript is spliced from 8 exons. The record is from RefSeq and is a predicted model, not a curated record. Gene Ontology annotation, molecular function: metalloendopeptidase activity. Gene Ontology annotation, cellular component: endoplasmic reticulum membrane.
AUGCUGGAACCAGGACAUGGCUCUAUAAGGCAGGAAGUGCAUGCCCACACAAGGUGUUGGGUGUGUGUGCUGAGCUGCCUUCUGCUGGCCUUUUUUUAUGUUGGAAGUUUGUACAUCUGGAGAAGCAUCUUACCCAGGGACCAUCCCAGUGUGAUAAAGCGCCGCUGUGCCAGUGUACUGCUGGUCUCUGCUCUGUCACCUGCCGUGGUGAAGGCAUGGAUACAUUGGGCUGAUGUCAGGGUCGAUGUGUCUGUGUGGGCGUUGAUGGGAGUUCGCUUGGAAGGUUUCAUUCCUGCAGCCGUAUUUCCAUUGCUUCUAACCAUGGUAUUGUAUCUUGGACCCCUGGUUCAUUCUGCGAUGGACAACCCCAAAGGUUUCACUGGGGAACUGCAGUCAGCGCUGGAUGUUCAGUCAUGGAGGUUGUGUGUGGGAGAUGCAGUGUGGCUCAGAAACCAGGUGGUGGCGCCACUGACAGAAGAGCUGGUGUUCAGAGGGGCCAUGCUGCCCAUGCUGGUGCCCUGCACUGGACCCACCGCUGCCAUCUUUGUGGCACCACUGUUCUUCGGUGUUGCCCAUUUCCACCAUAUCAUAGAGCAACAGCGCCUCCAUAAGGACUGUAUGAGUGUCAUUCUCUUGGUGGCAGGGAUGCAGUUCUUGUACACAACAGUGUUUGGUGCCUUUACUGCCUUUAUAUUCAUGAGAACUGGUCAUGUUGUAGGUCCAGUUCUGUGCCAUUCAUUCUGUAACAGCCAGGGCCUGCCUGACAUCAGCUCUGCCUUCCAACACCCUGAACGCUCAGCUCUAGUUUUCUCAUAUCUCAUGGGAGUGCUGCUGUUUCUGGUACUCCUCUUCCCGCUGACAGACCGCUUCUUGUAUGGUGCCAUUCCCGUCUGCAGCAUAGCUCCCCCUCCAGCGUCUGUGUGCUAG